AUGUUCUCUGCGACUGCUCAGUCCAUAUUUUUCACCGGCCUAGCCGGUGACCACAAUUCCACCAUAUAUAUUCGAUGUGAUGAAAAGUAACUGAAGGCAGAAAACAUAAAGAAAAUAGAAAAGGAGAAGAAAACCGGUUGGAGUUGCCGGCGACUUUGACGGCGUUGGAGAUUUUGUUGUUUAUUUUUCACACCACUUUUGAAGGUUUCCGAGAGAGAGGAGGAUUAUAAAAAAGAAAGAAUGUUUCUUUUUGAUUGGUUCUAUGGAAUUUUGGCAAGUCUUGGUCUGUGGCAGAAGGAGGCAAAGAUUUUGUUCCUGGGGUUAGAUAAUGCUGGCAAGACCACUUUGCUUCACAUGCUCAAAGAUGAGAGAUUAGUUCAGCAUCAACCUACUCAAUAUCCCACCUCAGAGGAGUUGAGUAUUGGGAAGAUAAAGUUUAAGGCUUUCGAUUUGGGGGGCCACCAGAUUGCUCGUAGGGUUUGGAAGGAUUAUUACGCCAAGGUGGAUGCUGUUAUAUACCUGGUUGAUGCAUAUGACAAAGAAAGAUUUUCAGAAUCAAAGAAGGAGUUGGAUGCACUUCUUUCUGAUGAGUCACUUGCAAACGUGCCUUUCCUUAUAUUGGGAAACAAGAUUGACAUACCUUAUGCUGCCUCAGAGGAUGAGCUACGUUAUCACAUGGGUCUGAGUAACUUCACCACAGGCAAGGGCAAGGUUAAUUUGGCUGACUCAAAUGUUCGUCCUUUGGAGGUGUUCAUGUGCAGUAUUGUCCGCAAGAUGGGGUAUGGUGAAGGCUUUCAGUGGCUCUCUCAGUACAUUAAAUAGAACAGAUCAAGUGUGUUUCUAGACGUAUCUGCUCAUGUAAAUUCAAUGCUUGAAUAUGGUGGUUUUACUUUUUGUUAUGAAAUAUGUAAGCUUGUGUUGCUGUUCUGUAUAGGUUAUUGAAAUUACAGGAGUAAUAAAUAAUGGCUCUUAAUGUUA
Vigna angularis (adzuki bean) is the source of this 978-nucleotide messenger RNA. Its product is annotated as GTP-binding protein SAR1A. The transcript is spliced from 4 exons. Gene Ontology annotation, cellular component: COPII vesicle coat; endoplasmic reticulum exit site. The record is from RefSeq and is a predicted model, not a curated record. Gene Ontology annotation, molecular function: GTPase activity; GTP binding. The coding region runs from base 241 to 822 and encodes 193 amino acids. Gene Ontology annotation, biological process: intracellular protein transport; endoplasmic reticulum to Golgi vesicle-mediated transport; vesicle organization. Lineage: Eukaryota; Viridiplantae; Streptophyta; Magnoliopsida; Fabales; Fabaceae.